This is a messenger RNA of Jaculus jaculus (lesser Egyptian jerboa), 2116 nucleotides long. It is a transcript of the gene Cdc14b, whose product is annotated as cell division cycle 14B. Gene Ontology annotation, molecular function: protein tyrosine/serine/threonine phosphatase activity; protein serine/threonine phosphatase activity. The record is from RefSeq and is a predicted model, not a curated record. The coding region runs from base 225 to 1676 and encodes 483 amino acids. Gene Ontology annotation, biological process: microtubule cytoskeleton organization; regulation of exit from mitosis; protein dephosphorylation. Lineage: Eukaryota; Metazoa; Chordata; Mammalia; Rodentia; Dipodidae. The transcript has 15 exons. Gene Ontology annotation, cellular component: nucleolus; mitotic spindle; centrosome.
AGACGGCCAGCCCGAGGGAUGCUGUACGCUGCGGGCCAGGAGCGGGACUGUGCCGCGGAGAGCUCUGGACUUCCGGGGUUGGCUCAUACCCGGAGCCUGUGCCGGUGCCUGGGCGCGGCCCUUUAAACUUUCCCUGGUUUGGAAACUUCGGGGGUGUGGUCGCCGCGCCGCCUGUCCCCGACUCUCGGUCCUCCUCGCCCCCGGCUUCCCGAUGCUUCAGAGUCAUGAACCGGGAGGGCGUAGGGACCCCUCGGGUGGCCGAGGUGAUCAAAGAUCGCCUUUGUUUUGCCAUUCUGUACAGCAGACCAAAGAGUGCAUCAAACGAACAUUAUUUCAGCAUAGACAAUGAGCUUGAAUAUGAGAACUUCUACGCAGAUUUUGGGCCACUCAACCUGGCAAUGGUUUACAGGUAUUGCUGCAAGAUAAAUAAGAAGCUCAAGUCCAUUACAAUGUUAAGGAAGAAGAUUAUUCAUUUUACUGGCUCUGAUCAGAGAAAACAAGCAAAUGCUGCUUUCCUUGUUGGAUGUUAUAUGGUUAUAUAUUUGGGCAGAACGCCAGAAGACGCAUAUAGAUUAUUAAUCGUGGGAGACACUACGUAUAUUCCAUUCAGAGAUGCUGCUUAUGGAAGCUGCAGUUUCUACAUUACACUUCUUGACUGCUUUCAUGCCGUGAAGAAGGCGAUGCAGUAUGGCUUCUUGAAUUUCAACUCGUUUAACCUUGAUGAAUAUGAACACUAUGAAAAAGCAGAAAAUGGAGAUUUCAACUGGAUAAUACCAGACCGAUUUCUUGCCUUCUGUGGACCUCAUUCAAGAUCCAGACUGGAAAGUGGUUACUACCAACAUUCUCCUGAGACCUAUAUUCCAUACUUUAAGAGUCACAAUGUGACCACCGUUAUUCGUCUGAAUAAAAGGAUGUAUGAUGCGAAGCGCUUUACGGAGGCUGGCUUUGCUCACCAUGAUCUUUUCUUUGCGGAUGGUAGUACCCCUGCUGAGACAAUUGUCAAAGAAUUUCUGGAGAUUUGUGAAAACACUGAGGGUGCCAUUGCAGUCCAUUGCAAAGCUGGCCUUGGUCGCACGGGCACUCUGAUUGGCUGCUACAUCAUGAAGCACUACAGGAUGACAGCAGCGGAGACCAUCGCUUGGGUCAGGAUUUGCAGACCUGGCUCAGUGAUUGGGCCACAGCAGCAGUUUCUGGUCAUGAAGCAGUCGAGCCUCUGGCUGGAUGGUGACUACUUUCGUCAGAAGUUGAGGGGACAGGAGAAUGGACCACACAGAACAGCCUUCUCCCAGCUCCUCUCAGGUGUUGAUGACAUUUCCAUAAGUGGGGUUGAAAAUCAAGACAAGCAAGAGCCUGAGCUGUACAGUGAUGACGACGAAAUCAAUGGAGUGACACAAGGCGAUAGACUUCGGGCCCUGAAAAGUCGAAGACAAUCAAAAGCAAAUUCUAUACCUCUCACAGUAAUUCUUCAGUCGAGUGUUCAGACCUGUAAAACAUCUGAACCUAACCUUACUGGCAGUGCAGGCAUAACUAAACGAGCAACCAGAUCUGCUUCGAGGAAAAGCAGUCCUAAAAGCCUGGUUCCUCAGAGGGAAAGAAGGAAAAGGAGUGCUUUGCAGCCAAUGCCCGUGCAGGCAUUAUGUCCAUCCAUUUCAAGGACUAAGACAGUCUUGCGUUAAGUAAGCCCAUGACCAGAACUGAAGAAGAACUAGAAACAGGAAACUCCAGCAGGACUUAGAACAGUCUGGUUGAAAACCCAGAAUUACAGAAGCCUUAGUUGCUUUCCAUCUAAGAAGUUUACUCAAUGAAGACUGUCACUGGAGUUUCACUCACUAAGUUUGGGCCUCUGUUGAACACCUUGAGGGGCCCAACUCUCCUUUUUGUAGACUCGUCUCAAGUUGAGCCACAAAGAUGUCAUUGUAAGUUUAGUCUCAGGUGUAAAUACCCCAGCCCUCUGCCGUCCCGAGCGCCGCCUGGUCUGUGUGGUACAUGUGUCCCUGCGAUGGCAAUCCCGUUUGCUGCUGGCCUUCAGAAGGUUUGAGGGUCCUGAUGGAGGUCUAUUAUGUAUUUAUUUUCUGUUUGCAGCCCCAUGGAGGAAUUUAUAAAAUGAUACAAUGUA